Messenger RNA from Leucoraja erinaceus (little skate), 1029 nucleotides. Its product is annotated as transmembrane protein 272-like. The record is from RefSeq and is a predicted model, not a curated record. The transcript has 4 exons. NCBI's taxonomy places the organism in Eukaryota, Metazoa, Chordata, Chondrichthyes, Rajiformes, Rajidae. Bases 259 to 828 code for a protein of 189 amino acids.
UGAUUAUUCCCCUGGAUCUCGACCAAAGUUUUCCUGAGUGCGGUGAUCCUCAAUCAGAGCCGGUUGGGUUCCCAGCCUCAUCUGGAGGAUUGACAACUCGCAACCAAGUGGGAAUGUUUUCCCUUUCAGAGUCAAGAGUUCUAGCAGCGGGUUACUCCAUCCGACCAACAUCCUUGAUAGAUACACUCUCCUUCUGAGUGAAAGUUGGAAACUGUCAUGUUGUUCCGUUUCAGACGCAUCUAGGUAAAGCCUGGAGGGAUGUCGGGCGGCAUGGAAAGGGUCUGCCACCGAUGUAUCGCAAGAAUCGCCAGCAAUGCUUGCUUUAUCUUUGGUCUGCUGGCCUUCCUUGCUCUGCCUCUCACAAUGGCUUUUGUCGGGAUGAAGUUCCUGGAGAGCUGCCCCAUCCAGCCGCUGAUCCCCUUGUAUCUGCUGGUGGGAGGAGUUAUCGGCAGUCUGAAGGUCUCCCUCCUACUCUACGACUCCACCAAGAUGAGGCACCUCCUCAACAAGUCGGUGAUGAUCGGCGAUGAUGAUGAUGACGAGUAUCCGUGGCGACAGAAUCUUCACCGCUACUACAUCCACGUCACUCUCAGCCUCUUCCUCUUCGUCUGGUUCAUCCUCGGCAACUACUGGGUCUUCUCCCAGUUUCUCCCCAACUUCAUCCCGCCCUUCCACCGGCCACGGGACUACUGCGACAAGACAGUCUACGUGUUCUCUGCGGCAGUCCUGGCCAUCAGCCACAUGGUCCUGGCCCUUCUCAUUCUCUGCACUUGCUGCAUCUACUCUUUCUCAAGAGCAGGCGAGGAUGCAGAGGAGGAGGAGGAGUGAGAGGCAGGCUGGAUGCGGGGAGUCCCCAUUCAGACUCCGAGGUCCACACCUCACAACCAGCCUGACUCUUCCUGCCCAUUACAGGUCUGGCCGGCAGUAACUCUCUCGAAUGUGCAAGUUGCACACCUUUUAUUGGUGAGGAGGUGGGGUUGGACCCUCAGUUCACCCCCCCCCCCCCCCCCCCCCCCCCCCCCCCACCCC